UAAGGUUUUCUAACACUUUAGCUCACUUGGAUCCCUACUUUCGUUUGAAAAAACAGCAACAUGAGAGCCGCCGUCAAGCUUGGACUGAAGAUGAGCCGGCUGUCAUUCUUCAAGAAACUCCUCAGAAGCGUCCGAAUGAGGAGGUGUCUCGCUCUUCUGGUCACUCAUCGCAGACGCAAUUUCUGGCCUUGAAGACUGCCCCUGGGUAAUGAAAAAUCCUUAUAUUUUUGGGUUGUUCAAAUUGUAUCUUUAUACUGAUGAUCUUGCAACAUUUUUCUUGGUGGCCAAGCUAAAUCCAAGAAAAUGAAGGUAGCUAAACCGGUGGAAGACCCGCCAGUGCUUGCAUCUGACCCCGCCAGGCCAUCUUCUCCAUUAACCGACCCUCCAGCAGACCCGCCUGUUGAUGUAGAAACAAAUCCUCCUGAGUUGUCAUUUGAUGAAACCACUGUGAACCCUUCUGCUACUGGACCAUCAAGCUCAGCCAACCAACCAUCACCGUCUGCACAAGACAUUCAGAUCACCGGGAGCCACUUUAUUGAACCAGGGAAUCCAACCGUGCUGGCUCGGUGUACUGCAAAACAAGAGGCAUUGGAGAGGCAGAAAGUUCGCUUUGACGUUGCCAACUAUGACCAUCUAAAUGCCAAUGAUAUUUUAUCCGACUAUCUCAACCAUGUACACUCCAGUCGCGACUUUGAGAUUGAAAUGGUCAAACAGCUGCAAUUGAAAUACGAGAAUGCCUUAUCUUAAUCGAACUUGCAAUUGACUGAUGCGAAGACCCGGCUAGCGAGUCAGGAGGCAGAAAUCAAAUCUGCUAACUCCAAGCUGAAAAUAAGUCUCUUUGAGACGGAAAAUUUAAAGACCAGUUGCGCUGCCAAGAAGAAAACUUGGGAAGAGGAAAAAACGCUUCUGACCCAACGCGCUGAGAAGGCCGAAACAGCCCUUGAAGAGAUUUCAACAGAGCUGAAUGGUUUAAAGGGUCAGGUGUCUCAAAUUGUAACACCCCGGAUGUAACUUUCCCAAUUUGUACUCCAACUCUUGCCGUUUUCGGCGUUAAGUUAUUUUUUUCUCGGGUUUGGGUCUUUGUCUCCGUGUGUU
Molecule: messenger RNA, 1095 nt
Organism: Triticum aestivum (bread wheat)
Lineage: Eukaryota; Viridiplantae; Streptophyta; Magnoliopsida; Poales; Poaceae
Exons: 3
Coding region: 304-747 (147 amino acids)
Source: RefSeq, a predicted model, not a curated record